Molecule: messenger RNA, 2129 nt
Organism: Chenopodium quinoa (quinoa)
Lineage: Eukaryota; Viridiplantae; Streptophyta; Magnoliopsida; Caryophyllales; Amaranthaceae
Product: transcription factor MYB97-like
Exons: 3
Coding region: 510-1847 (445 amino acids)
Source: RefSeq, a predicted model, not a curated record
AUCUUAUACUCUUUUCAUUUCAAAAUAAAUGACACGUUAAACUUUUUUUUUAAUUACUCAUACACUAAUUUCACCAUAUAGUUUUAAAUAAAUUCUAUCGUGAAAUAUGUUGCUAGAUACGUAUCAAUAUAAAGUUUCAUAAUAUCAACAUUUUUUUAAAUAAUUUUUACAAAUCAUAUAUAAUUAAGGUCAAACUAGCACAUCGACAUAUAUGUACAAAAUUUAAUUUGUGUCAAUUAUUUUAGGACGUAUAAAUAAUUAAGAAAAAAAAAAGAAAAACCGCGUAAAUAAGGUAAAAUCCAUGUGGGCAAGAGUCCUAUAUAAACACUUAGCAUACUCUCCUCCCUCAUUUGCACCUUUCUCUCUCUUUUCUCUUCUCUUCACCAAAAAUAUAACACCCUUUCAAUUUUCUCUUCUGUCUCCUCAUCACUUCUCAAGUACACCACAAAACCCCCCCUUCAAAAUAUCUCUUAAAUUAAAUCAAAACACACAAAUAAAUUAUAACCGCGAUGAUUUUAAUGAGCAACAACAUAAGCGGGGUAGGAUUAGAAGUUGUAACGGGAGGAACAAACGGUAGUGGUGGUGACGGUGUCGGGGUUGGUGAUGGUGAUGGUGGGAUGAUUUUGAAGAAGGGGCCGUGGUCAGCAACCGAAGACACGGUGUUGAUGGAUUAUGUCAAGAAAAAUGGAGAAGGUAAUUGGAAUGCGGUGCAAAGAAACACCGGACUACAACGUUGUGGUAAGAGUUGUAGGCUAAGAUGGGCUAACCAUCUCCGACCCAACUUGAAGAAAGGUGCCUUCUCUCCUGAUGAAGAACGCCUUAUCAUUGAUCUUCACUCUAAGCUUGGUAACAAGUGGGCCCGCAUUUCUGCUCAUUUACCGGGUAGGACGGACAAUGAAAUCAAGAAUUAUUGGAACACAAGAGUAAAAAGGAGAAUAAGACAAGGUCUUUCACUUUACCCAAAUGAUCUCCCAACACCAACACCACCACCAUCUCAACAACACCACCACCAAUUUCAUCAUCAUUCAACAAACCCUCUUUCUCUCUCUCUUCCAAAAACUCCACCUCCAACUCUCUCUCUCUUCAACCCUGUUUCUCUCUCCUCCCCUGUUUUCUCUCUCCACCAUCCUCCCCCUCUCCUCCCUUCCCAACAUCAUCAUCACUCCCUCAAAAGAUGCACUUCAACUAAUAACUCCUUAUUCAUGGGUAAUAAUAAUCCUAUUUUCUCCCCCUCUCAAGUGGAUCCCCUUUCGGCCGGGUUCGGAUACGAUCCCGGCUUUGGCUUCGGUGGACCCGGUUUCGAGCUCCCUUCAAUCAGAUUUAGCCAAAAUGAACAGAGUGGUGGUAAUGUUUAUGUCAAGGUGGAAGAAGAUGAUAAUGGAGUGAAGGUUAAUAAUAAUCCAAAUGUUGUGGGUCGGACUAAUAGUGGGUUGUUGGAUGAUCUUUUGCAAGAAUCUCAUGUUAAGGUUAGUGUUACGAGAGAAAGAGAAGAGGAUUUUGGGCUUCACUGGGAUAUUUCUAGCUCUGAGAAUUCUUCCAAUGGAAUCAAGAAAGAAAAAAUGGAUGAUCAACAACAAAAGAUGAACUUCAAUAGUCAAGAGUUAUCAAACAUCCUUGAGCUGAUUCCAACCCUUGUCCAGGCUCCUUCGUGGUGUAACGAAGGCGUUGCAGAAGGCUCGGCUCCUCAAUCUUCUGCUGUUAGCAUUGAUGAUAAUUACAAUGGAUUCGAUGAUCAAAUGCCGCAACCUCCAUCUUUUACAGCCGUAAACAAUACAAACUAUGAAGAAGAUGAUGGCAAUUGGAAUCCUGAGUCCUAUAAUUGGGAUAACUUGCCUAGGAUUUGUUGACCGGCCUUGAUUAUUUGCUGAAUUAUUUAAACUUAAUUAUGAAAACUUGUUUAAGGAAGGGAUUAGAGAUUAAAUGUUGUUUAAUUUGUAGUUGGUUUUUACUAGAUCAUAGCUCAGAUCAUUUGUUUCAGAAUUGGAGUGCAUAUAUGCCCUUUGACAAAUUUUUUUAGUCUUCAUUAAUAUUAUGCACUCCUUGCUCUAAAAUUGUUUCUCAUUCAAUGAGUAAUACCUAGCCAAAUAAAAAUAAAAAAAAAUAAAAAAAAAAUCUCAAGUAUUUCGCAA